This is a messenger RNA of Nematostella vectensis (starlet sea anemone), 1428 nucleotides long. RefSeq names its product transmembrane protein 241. The transcript has 15 exons. Bases 333 to 1262 code for a protein of 309 amino acids. Lineage: Eukaryota; Metazoa; Cnidaria; Anthozoa; Actiniaria; Edwardsiidae. The record is from RefSeq and is a predicted model, not a curated record.
GUAUGUUAGUAUGAGAGGUGUUAAGAAUUAGGUUAGUUAGAGUAGGCGAGGCGCUUUUUGCGCUAUUAUUUUAUCCAAAAAAAUUCAGAACCUUUAAUCUUUAACUAUUAUAAUUGCCAAUAGAGCGAGCAGUGGCGUGCGUGCGCCAAGGAGAGCCAAGAACUACGCUUCAUAGUCAUUAAAAAAAACUUUGAAGAAUUGACCUUGAACACUUUGGAUUUGAUUCAGAAUAAUAAUUUUUGGAGUUUAGUUCCGUAAAUUUUCGUAAGUCACGCAGCCAAUCCUUUGUGUCACGCUACCUUAACCGCGGCUCAAGUCAGCGGUGUUACAGGAUGCCAACAUGGCGGACGCGCAGUGUAGUUGCGGGUUUCUGUGUUCUUAUGGUAAUAACUACGCUAACAAACAAGUAUGUUCUGUCUAUCCUGAAGUUCACCUACCCCACAAUAUUUCAGAGUUGGCAGUCAGGGACUAUGGCUGUGGUUUUAUUGAGUCUCCAUGUGCUUGGUUAUAUAAACCUGGAUUUAUCAGUUAACAGGGAUAUCCUAAUUUCCUGGUUUCCAGGCACUGUGUUUUUUUCUGGUGCAAUCUAUGCUGGCUCAAUUGCACUGUCUAGACUGUCUGUUCCAGUUUUCUGUGCACUGCAGUAUGGGUCAUUUGUGGUAAUGACAUUAGUUGACUGGUUAGUCUUCAACAGAAUUGAGCAAUUUUCUAAACUUGCAUGGCUAUUACUAUCAGCAGUUGCAGUUGUUGGAGUAGUUCAAACAGACCCUAAGUAUGAUCAGAUGGGCUACCGCUGGAUGUUAGUACAUUGUACAUUUACAGGGGCCUACUUGGCAUUUGAAAAGUCAAAAAAGUCACUGCAACUCAGUGAUCUGAAUAAAAUAUUUUAUAAUACAUUCUCAAGCGUGGUUUUACUUAUGGGGAUAAGUAUUGGUGGAGGGGAACUGUACAAAGUCAUAGAAUUCCCAUUCUUAUAUACACGGGAGUUUCACAUAGGCUGCAUUAUAAGUGGAAUAUUUGGGGCUGUCGUCGGUCUUCUAGGCACCAAUCUUUCAAACACAGAGGUUGGCCCCUCUCAACCCUUAAUUAGCAGUAUUAUAAAGGUUGCUGUUGCAGUCACAUCACUAGCAUUCUACAAAGCAAGUUAUACUUUGAACUUAGGACUUUUUAUUAUUUUGGGACUGGCAAGUGGUGUCAUGUACUCUUAUAGUCCUGAUUUAACUGUCAGCAAUGGUGACAAAAUGAGAGAGGCUCAGAUUUAAGUAAUCUAACAGCAAAUGACAGGUCUGCAUCUUUCAGUCACAUGUGCACCCUGCACCUUUAUUUUGAUUACAGUACAAGUUGCAACUGUUUUUAGUGGACAAUCACCAGCUUUAGAUCAGUUGAUUGCCUUUCUAGUCAUCUCACUUUAAGAGGUUGUAGACCAAA